AUGGACUCAAAGACCGAGCAGACGAACCCAUUUUACGCUUCGGCACAAUCAGGAAAAACCUAUGCUUCCGUUGUCGCCGCCGCCGCUGCUGCAUCCGCCGCUAACGAAGGUGGGGCUGUGAGUAGUGCGAAGGAGUUGGAUUCCUCAUCCGAGGCUGUGUCUGGUGGAGCCGAUAAUUUAUCUGACGCGGAGAAGGAGAAGGAGAAGGAGGAGAAGUCGAGUUUGGAGGUUGGAGGCGAUGGGGAGAUUUCCGGCGAGGAGGAUUCUGCUACCCCUAAGGCUUCUUCAUCGUUACCUCCGAAGCCGGAGGUUGUUUCUGAUGAAAAAACAAUUGAAGAAGAUGAUGUAGGUGUUGUAGAGGAGACGAAGAAGGUUGUGGAGGUUAAUGAGGGUGUGGAAGAUGUUGCAAAUGAUGGUGAGAAGAAGCUUGAAAAUGGGAGUGUUGAUGUUGGAGAGAAACAGGCUUCCACGGAUGAGAAUCCGAAAACGGAGAGUGAAGUGAAGGGUGUGGAAGGAGAAGAUGUUGGAUCCAAAAUCGAUGCUGAGGUAAAGGAGGUAGAUGGAACCAACGAGGAGAAGAGUGAGGAGAGUGGUAAAGUUGAUGUUGACGAAAAAAGUGAUCAUGUUAUCGAAGAAGACUUGAUAGUGGACUCAUCCGCUAUAGAAUCUGUGCAUAUUGAUGUGGCGAAACCAGGGGUGGCUGUUGUGGGAGAGGUAGAGGGAAGUGAGGGGAUUAAGCUUGACGCUGAUGGUGAAACUCUUGAAGUGGCUAAUAAGUUUGAUCAAAUUGGCCAUGAUGAUGGUAGUGGUGGAUUUGAAGUUGAGUCUGAUAAGGCCAUUGAGGAGGUAGGAGAAAAAUCGACUAGCGGAGCAGACUCUGUCUCAGACUCCUCUAAGCUAGAGUCUGCUGAUACCAGUGCUGCAGAGCCAGAGGUUGUAGCUGUCGAGGGUGGGGAUGUACCAAAGGAGGUGGAAGAUACUAAUGGAUCAGAGAAGGGUAUGACUUAUGCUGAGGUGAUAAAGGCCGCUAGUGCAGUAGCUGACAAUGGAACCACAGAGGGGGAGACUGUGUCCAGUGGCGUAGUCGAUGAUGAAGACGAGGGUGUGAAGUUAACCAACAAAGGAGACGUGGUGGUGGACUCAUCUCCUCUGGAAUCUGUGCAUGUAGAUGUGGCAAAGCCAGGGGUUGUUGUUGUUGGAGAUGUAGAGGGGAGUGAGCUGGUGGAAACUGAUGGCAAGAUCGCUGAUUUGCAUAAUAAGUUUGAUCCAGUUGGCCAAGUUGAAGGUGAUGGAGCUGAACUUCAAUCUGAUAAGGCCACCGAGGAGGGAGGAGAGAACUUGACUAGCGAAGGAGACUCUAUUGUUGACUCCUCUGUGGUGGACUCUGUUGAUAUUAAUGUUGCAGAGCCAGGGGUUGUGGUUGUUGGUGUGGUGAAGGAGGCUGAAAUCAAGGACGAUGUAAUUGAUGAGGUUGACAAGACCAUCCCAAGUGUUGAGGAAGCUGAUGACCUGACUGCUGCAUAUGAUGGAAAUUUUGAAUUGGUUGCUGCUAAGGAAACAUCAGAAGUAGCCAAAGCAGAGCUUGACGGACCAAAAAUAGAUGCGGAAGAAGAAGAAGCAUUGCCUGUUUCUGAAAGUUUUGAUGAGGGUUCAGUUGAUGCCAAAGAGGAUUCAAAGCCAGCAGCUGAGUCACAGGUUGAAGCAAACCCUAACCCAGAGGUCCCGGAAGUUGCUGAGCGGGACAAUGCUGAAGAAGGUGGAGACAAGAUACCAGUUGCAGACAAUGUUUCUUCUCGUGAAUUUAGCCUUGAAGGCAAGGAAGUGGACGAGGAACUUUCUGGAGAAGGUGUUAUCAGGGAUGAUGGGACUGAAAGUGAAGAAGAAACUGAAGAGAUGAUAUUUGGGAGUUCUGAAGCUGCAAAACAGUUCUUAGCAGAGCUUGAAAAGGCUUCUUCUGGUAUUGAGGCCCAUUCUGAUGAAGCCAAUAUUUCUAACAAUAUGUCAGAUAGGAUUGAUGGCCAAAUUGCUACUGAUUCUGACGAGGAUGUAGACACAGAGGAUGAAGGUGAGGAGAAAAUGUUUGAUUCUGCAGCUUUGGCUGCACUUUUGAAGGCAGCCACUGGUGGUGGAAGUUCAGAAGGCGGCAAUUUUACCAUAACAUCUCAGGAUGGUACCAAGCUUUUCUCUAUGGAUCGCCCUGCUGGUUUGAGUUCAUCUUUAAGACCUUUGAAACCUGCGGCAGCUCCACGUGCGAACCGUUCCAACAUCUUCUCCAGUCCUAGUGUCACAACUGGUGAAGAGAGUGAGGUUAUUUUGAGCGACGAAGAGAAACAGAAGUUGGAAAAGUUGCAGAGCCUCCGUGUGAAGUUCUUGCGACUUUUGCAAAGGUUGGGGCAGUCGGCAGAAGAUUCAAUUGCAGCACAGGUUCUUUACCGUAUUGCUCUGCUUGCUGGGAGACAAACAGGGCAGUUAUUCAGUCUUGAUGCCGCAAGGAGGAAGGCUGUGGAGUCUGAGGCUGAGGGAAACGAAGAUUUGAACUUCUCUCUAAACAUACUGGUCCUUGGAAAAGCUGGGGUGGGAAAAAGUGCUACAAUCAACUCUAUUUUGGGGAAUCAGAGGGCGUCAAUCGAUGCUUUUGGGCUCUCAACCACUUCGGUAAGAGAAAUUUCUGAAACAGUGGAUGGUGUCAAGAUUACCUUUAUUGAUACUCCCGGUUUGAAGUCUGCGGCGAUGGAUCAAAGUGCGAAUGCUAAAAUGUUGUCUUCGGUCAAGAAGGUGAUGAAGAAGUGUCCCCCUGAUAUUGUUCUCUAUGUGGAUCGGCUUGAUGCUCAGACCAGGGACCUGAACAAUUUGCCCUUGCUAAGGACGAUUACUGCUUCCCUUGGUACAUCCAUAUGGAAAAACGCCAUAGUGACAUUGACCCAUGCUGCUUCUGCCCCUCCUGAUGGCCCAUCUGGCUCUCCUUUGAGCUAUGAUGUGUUUGUGUCGCAGUGCUCACAUAUUGUUCAACAGUCUAUUGGACAGGCCGUUGGUGAUCUACGUUUGAUGAACCCAAGUAUGAUGAAUCCUGUUGCUCUUGUUGAGAAUCAUCCCUUGUGUAGGAAGAACCGGGAGGGAGUGAAGGUUCUCCCAAACGGCCAAACUUGGAGACCUCAGCUGUUGCUAUUGUGCUACUCCCUGAAGGUUUUGUCAGAAGCAAACUCUCUAUUGAAGCCUCAGGAACCAUUGGACCAUCGUAAAGUGUUUGGCUUCCGAGUUCGAUCCCCGCCUCUCCCUUACUUGCUGUCUUGGCUGUUACAGUCCCGUGCACAUCCUAAGCUCGCUGCAGACCAAGGUGGUGACAGUGUUGACUCUGAUAUUGAAAUUGAUGAUGUGUCUGACACUGAGCAGGAAGAUGGGGAAGAUGACGAGUAUGACCAGCUGCCACCAUUUAAGCCUCUUCGAAAAACCCAACUUGCUAAACUCUCAAAAGAACAGAGAAAGGCAUAUAUGGAGGAGUAUGAUUACCGGGUAAAGCUCCUGCAGAAGAAGCAAUGGAGAGAGGAGUUGAAGAGGAUGAGGGAAAUGAAGAAAAACGGGAAGAAGGUGGGUGAAAGUGAGUAUGGUUAUCCGGGAGAAGAAGAGGAUCCGGAAAACGGUGCUCCAGCUGCAGUGCCAGUUCCGUUGCCCGAUAUGGUCUUGCCACCUUCAUUUGAUAGUGAUAACUCAGCUUACCGAUAUCGUUUCCUGGAACCCACUUCACAGCUCCUAACCAGGCCAGUGUUGGACACCCAUGGUUGGGACCAUGACUGUGGAUAUGAUGGUGUGAAUGCAGAACACAGUCUUGCUUUGCUAACCCGGUUCCCUGCCACAGCUACUGUGCAAGUCACCAAGGACAAGAAAGAGUUCAACAUCCAUCUGGAUUCCUCGGUGUCUGCCAAGCACGGCGAGAAUGGAUCCACCAUGGCCGGGUUUGAUAUCCAGAAUGUCGGUAAGCAGCUUGCAUAUGUGGUGAGAGGAGAAACCAAAUUCAAGAACUUGAGGAAGAACAAGACGACUGUCGGAGGGUCAGUGACAUUCUUGGGGGAGAACGUUGCCAUGGGUGUCAAGCUCGAGGACCAGAUAUCACUCGGGAAAAGGUUCGUGCUUGUGGGAAGUACAGGGACCAUGCGAUCACAGGGAGACUCGGCAUAUGGUGCGAACCUCGAGGUCAGGCUUAAGGACGCUGAUUUCCCAAUAGGCCAGGACCAAUCCUCCUUAGGGCUGUCACUGGUGAAGUGGAGAGGUGAUUUAGCCCUUGGAGCCAAUCUUCAGUCUCAAGUGUCAAUUGGAAGGAACUCAAAGAUAGCGCUACGUGCAGGGCUGAACAACAAGAUGAGUGGACAGAUCACAGUCCGAACCAGCAGCUCGGAUCAGUUGCAGAUUGCUCUCACUGCCAUUCUUCCCAUUGCAAUGUCCAUCUACAAGAGCCUUCGACCAGAAGGGGCCAACGACAAGUACAGCAUAGGAGAACAACGAUUUCAGAUUUCUGAGGCGAUGAAGCUCUGCAAUCUUCCAAGUGAGAUAGAAGAGGACAUACUCUCUAGGGUUCCGAUCAAGUCGCUGAGACAGUUACGCGCCACUAGCAAAGGAUGGUACCAUCACCGGUUGUUCAAAGAUCCGAGAUUCAUCAAGAGGUACAAUGAUAGAAGACCAAGGAAGUACCAUAAGGAAAUCGUGCUGAAUGAGUUUAGGAUUCAGUCUUUGAGCUCCUACGUCGAUCAUCGCCGCAUAGACCCUUCUAAGUUUCUUCUCAUCGAUCCCGUCAGUAAUGAAAAGGUCGAAAUAGCUCACGCUUUUCACUGCGAUGGCAUUCUGUUAUGCACCAACACCAAGGACAACCGGUUUGUGGCUUGGAAGCCUUUUAAGGGGCAAACCAGAUGGAUCCAGCCGAGGGAGAAUGGCAUGAUGAGCAGCUACAGAAGCUACGCUCUUGGUUACGAUAGCAAGGAGUUGUGCCGUAGCUACAAGAUAUUGAGGUCUCUUGAGGAUCAAACGGUGGAGAUUUACGAGUUUAAGUCCGACUCAUGGAGAAUUCUCGAUGGCGUCUCUCCCGGUGGAAGCUUUGAGUCUCUCGGCGUGUCUUUGAAAGGGAAAGCUUACUGGAUCUCGAGAAAGGGAGGAGCCAAAGAGUACUCGCUGCUGGAGUUCGACUUCUCAACAGAGAAGUUUCAGAAUCACUACCUUCCCUUCGACGAAGCAGACUCUUUGGGUCCUUAUGUGCUCAAAGAAGGUCUGAACAAUUUGGCUCUCUCGGUUGUGAAGGAAGACCGUCUCUGUUUGUUCUAUGAGAGUAAAACGAAAUCAAAGACGGAGAUUUGGAUGAGUAGUGAGAUUGGUGAGACCGCGUCUGUGUCUUGGUUCAAGUACAUAGCAGAGGAUGCGGCACCAUUUUUCACGAGGCACGUGAGUUUCUACGUCGACGAUGAGUUCAAAAUCGCGUACUGCUUCUAUAAUCACGAACGAAAUGUCCAUAAUUUCGGGAGAUGUGCCAAGCUGAGAAUUUUGGGAGAUGUUCCACCGAAAAACACAGGUCCUUGCAAACACAAGAUAUUCAAGUAUUUAGGUUGGCACCUUGGCACAGCAUGUGGUCCUCUUGUGUUUAGUUACAUUCCAUGGUCGGUGUAA
Microthlaspi erraticum is the source of this 5646-nucleotide messenger RNA. NCBI's taxonomy places the organism in Eukaryota, Viridiplantae, Streptophyta, Magnoliopsida, Brassicales, Brassicaceae. The record is from the annotation of a GenBank genome assembly.